CCCAACUCCCCCAGCUCCCCCUCCACCAUCACCACUGUCCCUCCAACUUCUCCACGCCUUCCACUACACCUUACAUACCAAUCUCCCUCCACCACUAUCCCACAAACACCUCACCACCCACCACCGGCGCGCGCGCCACCAACCACCUCCCAAAAUGACAUCCCGCCUCGUCCUCGUAAUCGGCGACCUCCACAUCCCCGACCGCGCAAUCGACAUUCCCGCAAAGUUCAAAAAACUCCUCACCCCCGGCAAAAUCGGGCAAACCCUCUGCCUCGGAAACCUCACCGACAGCGCAACCUACACCUACCUUCGCUCCAUCUCUCCCGACCUCAAGCUCGUCCGGGGCCGCUUCGAUGCCGACGCUCCCUCCCUUCCGCUUUCCGGGGUAGUAACGCACGGGAGUCUGAGAAUUGGGUUCCUGGAGGGGUUUAGUGUGGUGGUGCCGGGGGAGGCGGAUGCGUUGCUGGCGGAGGCGAGGAGGUUGGAUGUUGAUGUGCUUUGUUGGGGGGGGACGGGGAGGUUCGACGCGUAUGAGUAUGGGGAGAGGUUUUUUGUGAAUCCGGGGAGUGGGACGGGGGUGGGGGGGGGGGAGGCGAGUUUUUGUUUGAUGGAUGUACAAGGGAUUUCGCUCACGUUGUACGUGUAUCAGCUUAAGACGGAUGAGAAGGGCGCGGAGAGCGUGGCGGUGGAGAAGGUGACGUUUACGAAGAAGGUUGAGGCGUGAGAGAAAUACACAUAUGUGGAGGAUACGAGAUAAUACAAUUACAGUUCCGGGUUCAGGCAUGCUCGAAUCGAUUGUGUUAAUGUCCUGGGGGUGGAGAAGGAGCUUCAUUUUAUGGCAUGGCUUCCACCGUCGUUGAAAUGCGUGGUUAGGGACCAGACAACUGAUAUCACAGCACCAUUACAUUCAUCAUCCCUAGGAGUCAAUUUUUAUUCUUGUUAUUUACGUCUCA
Pseudogymnoascus verrucosus is the source of this 953-nucleotide messenger RNA. RefSeq names its product vacuolar protein sorting-associated protein 29 (gene VPS29). The coding region runs from base 155 to 724 and encodes 189 amino acids. The record is from RefSeq and is a predicted model, not a curated record. The transcript has 3 exons. Gene Ontology annotation, cellular component: retromer complex; endosome. NCBI's taxonomy places the organism in Eukaryota, Fungi, Ascomycota, Leotiomycetes, Thelebolales, Thelebolaceae. Gene Ontology annotation, biological process: intracellular protein transport; retrograde transport, endosome to Golgi.